Messenger RNA from Amblyraja radiata (thorny skate), 1388 nucleotides. RefSeq names its product lipoyl(octanoyl) transferase 2 (gene lipt2). The transcript is spliced from 4 exons. The coding region runs from base 548 to 1225 and encodes 225 amino acids. The record is from RefSeq and is a predicted model, not a curated record. Gene Ontology annotation, biological process: protein lipoylation. Gene Ontology annotation, molecular function: lipoyl(octanoyl) transferase activity. Lineage: Eukaryota; Metazoa; Chordata; Chondrichthyes; Rajiformes; Rajidae.
ACCGACAUCCACCCCGACUUUACUGCCGGGCCGGCUCCCCGUCCGCCCACAUUCCUCACCGACAUCCACCCCGACUUUACUGCCGCGCCCAACGGUGGAAAUGUUUUUAAAAAAUAAGCGCGUUUUAAACCGUAAAGGCGAGGGUGAGGUUAAAGAUCACAAAGAUGGCGGCGCCCAGGCUCUGAUGUCUUGUUGAAGACUCUUGGAAUGACUGAACUCCUUCACUUUGUAAACCUCCUUGGUGUGAUGGUCUUUCUGCUCACCGUUCUCUAUCACUGGGUCGACAUUACACACUCAAGAUCUACAACCCUUACUCAGAAUUUCUAUGAUGCCAGGCCAAAGAGAGCUUUCACAGUCAGUGCCGAAGGAAGGUGUACACACGAAAGUCCAAAUCAGAGUGUGAACAAGAGUCUUGAUCAGUGAUUUGUGAAUUUUGCUUGAAAUGUCCACUUGCACCUUAAAAUCCAGAGCCCGCUGGUUGUAAAAUACUUGGGAAAUCCUGACAAAUCCUUCUGAACGUUGAGACGUGGAGCCUGAAGCUGGUGCCAUGACCCCUUUGAAGCCGGUGGUUGAAGUGGUGAACCUGGGGAGGAUUUCUUACGGGAACGCACUGCAAGCUCAGCGGAGGUACAUCCGGCGCCACAUCGACUGCCUGUCGCAGCCGCCGGCCGCUGAACCGGCGGUGAACGCGCUGCUCCUGUGUGAGCAUCCUCCUGUCUACACUGUCGGCAUAAGGACGGCGCAGUACCCGGUGGAGGAAGAGGAGAGGCUGAACGGGCUGGGGGCCGAGUUCCACCGGGCGGACCGAGGAGGGCUGAUCACCUUCCACGGCCCCGGGCAGCUGGUGUGCUACCCCAUCCUCAACCUGGCCCACUUCAGGAAGAGCGUGCGCUGGUAUGUGGCGGAGCUGGAGACCACCACCAUCCGGCUCUGCCGCAAGUUCGGGAUUCAAGCAGACACCUCGCCAGACACUGGCGUCUGGGUGGCAAGCAACAAAAUCUGUGCCAUCGGAAUCCACUGCGGCAGAUACAUCACCUCUCACGGGUUAGCGCUGAACUGCAACACUGAUCUGCACUGGUUCUCUCACAUCACGCCCUGUGGCCUCAAGGGCAAAGGGGUGACGUCCCUGACUCAAGUACUGGGCAGAGAAGUGACUAUCUCCGAGGCCGUGGAACCCUUUCUUGAAACAUUCGCCGCACAGUUCAACUGUACGCUGAGGUGUUAGGAACUCUCCAUCCCCACAGAUCACCCAGCCAACUGAAGAGGUUUUCAGAUGUCGGAUGUUUGCAAGGCAAUUAUGUGAGCAAUUUUGAGCCCCAUAUCUGAGGAAGGAUGUGAUGGCGCUGGAGAGGGUCCAGAGGAGGUUGACAAGAAUGGUCCCAGGAAUG